CUGAGCCUAGGCGGUCUUUAGCCUCAGUCUGAUCUGAGCAUGUAGGCUGGAACCAUAAACACAUCCUGAAGCAAGCUUUACCCUAGUAAACCCCACAGCACCGAGACAUGCUACAUCCCCAUGAGCUCAGCCGCGGACGUAUGUUCUUGGAUAGAUCUCGGUUCUUAUAGCGCCAGUUAUAGGUUUGAGAAGCGGGAGGAGAUGACCGCGAGGAAAGCCGCUUUUCAACCGCUGUCCAGCUCUCGCAUCCCGGAGAGGAAGGGAGCGGCUGACCGGGUGAAGACUAACUCCGACUGGUCUUAUCCUUUCUCCCAACAGGAGCCGGAGAAAGGCCAAUCAACAGCAGGGAUCCAUGCCCAUGUGGUCGGGGCUGUCGGGGGUUCUGGGGCCGUGGAUGAGUCGUCAGACAGCGAGGGAGAACAAGAAGGCCCGCAGAAACUCAUUCGGAAAGUGUCGACCUCCGGACAGCUCAGAAGCAAGACCAGUGUGAAAGAGGGAUUGUUGCUGAAACAGACAAGCUCAUUCCAGAGGUGGAAAAAACGCUAUUUCAAACUGAGAGGACGAACACUCUACUAUGCCAAAGAUGCCAAGUCACUGAUAUUUGACGAGGUGGACCUAUCUGAUGCCAGCGUGGCUGAGUCCAGCACUAAGAAUGUUAACAACAGCUUCACGGUGAUCACUCCGUUCCGCAGGCUCAUCCUCUGCGCAGAAAACAGGAAAGAGAUGGAGGACUGGAUCAGCUCGCUGAAGUCCGUCCAGUCCCGAGAGCAUUACGAGACAGCACAGUUUAAUGUGGAACAUUUCUCAGGGAUGCACAACUGGUAUGCCUGCUCCCACGCACGGCCCACCUUCUGUAACGUCUGUAGGGACAGCCUCUCUGGCGUCACCUCCCACGGCCUGUCCUGUGAAGUGUGUAAAUUCAAAGCUCACAAGCGGUGUGCCGUCAGGGCCACCAACAACUGCAAAUGGACCACACUGGCCUCUAUAGGCAAAGACAUCAUCGAGGACGAGGAUGGGAUCGCCAUGCCCCACCAGUGGCUGGAGGGAAACCUGCCUGUUAGUGCCAAGUGUGCUGUGUGUGACAAGACCUGUGGCAGCGUGCUCCGACUGCAGGACUGGCGCUGUCUCUGGUGCAAAGCCAUGGUACACACAGUGUGUAUGGACCUGUACCCCAGGAAAUGUCCGCUGGGCCAGUGUAAAGUCUCUGUCAUCCCUCCUACUGCCCUCAACAGUAUCGACUCUGACGGCUUCUGGAAGGCCACCUGUCCCCCGUCCUGCGCCAGUCCUCUUCUGGUCUUUGUCAAUUCCAAGAGCGGAGACAACCAAGGGGUUAAAUUCCUCCGACGUUUCAAGCAGCUCCUCAACCCUGCUCAGGUGUUUGACCUGGUCAACGGAGGACCACAUCUAGGGCUGCGUCUCUUCCAGAAGUUCGAUAACUUCCGGAUCCUGGUGUGCGGAGGGGAUGGGAGUGUAGGCUGGGUCCUCUCUGAGAUAGACAAACUCAACCUCCACAAACAGUGCCAGCUGGGAGUUCUCCCCCUGGGUACUGGGAAUGACCUGGCGCGGGUGCUGGGCUGGGGCCCGUCGUGUGAUGAUGACACGCAGCUGCCCCAGAUCCUGGAGAAACUGGAGCGGGCCAGCACCAAAAUGUUGGACCGCUGGAGCAUCAUGACCUACGAAAUUAAGAUCCUUUCCAAACACAGCGGGCCUGUCACGCCCGACGACACUGACCAUGACCAGUUCCAGAUCUCAGCCUAUGAAGACUCGGUAGCUGCCCAUCUCACCAAGAUCCUCAAUGCUGACCAAAACUCUGUGGUCAUCUCCUCUGCUAAGAUCCUGUGUGAGACAGUAAAGGACUUUGUUGCCAAAGUGGGGAAGUCCUAUGAGAGAAGCACUGAGAAUACAGAGGAGUGUGACACCAUGUCUCUCAAAUGUGCCAUCCUGAAUGAGAAGCUAGAUUUGCUCCUUCAGACCCUCAACACAGAAACCCAGUCAUUUCCCCCACCACCUCGCCUUUCCACACCCCCCAUCGUUGAGGAGGAGGAAGAAGAGGAGGAGGUGAGCGAGGAAUCGUUGACCGAGCUGAAGGAGAAACUGGAAGCGGAGGAGAGUGAGAAGGGAGGAGAAAACGGAGGAGGUUCGCCACACAAGAUGUUCAGAGCUAAAGAGCAGUUGAUGCUACGGGCAAACAGCCUGAAGAAGGCUGUACGAGAGAUUAUGCAACAGGCAGAGAGAGUGGUGGAUGAGCAGAAUGCCAGCACGGAGGAGCAGGAGCUGCCAUCCACGUUUGAGUUCAGGAAGGAGGGAGAGGAGGACAACAGGGACAGUGAAAAGGACGAGGACACCAAGGAACUAGAGAUCCUGCCAUUGGCUAAGAGUCCUUGUUCCCCUUCUGAAAGGUGUGUGAGUCGCAGCAGCCAAUCAUGUGGCUCUUUCUCCAUCACACCCUUCACCACCAGCAAGGAGAACCUGCCUGUACUCAACACACGUAUCAUCUGCCCUGGUUUGCGUGCUGGUCUGGCAGCCUCUAUAGCUGGUAGCUCCAUCAUCAGUAAGAUGCUGCUGGCCAAUAUCGACCCAUUUGGAGCUACGCCCUUUCUGGACUCUGACCUGGACUCACUAGAGGGCUUUAGUGAGAAGUGUGUCAUGAACAACUACUUUGGCGUUGGGCUGGAUGCUAAGAUCACAUUGGAGUUCAACAACAAGAGGGAAGAACACCCAGAGAAGUGCAGGAGUCGUACUAAGAACAGGGUAUGGUAUGGGGUUCUGGGCACCAAGGAACUCCUCCAGAGAACCUAUAAGAACCUAGAACAGAAGGUUCAACUGGAGUGUGACGGUCAGUACAUCCCCCUGCCCAGCCUUCAGGGCAUUGCGGUGCUGAACAUCCCCAGCUAUGCAGGUGGAACCAACUUCUGGGGAGGAACCAAGGAGGACGACAUAUUCUGUGCCCCAUCGUUUGAUGAUAAAAUCCUGGAGGUGGUAGCAGUGUUUGGCAGUAUGCAGAUGGCUGUGUCCAGAGUCAUCAAACUGCAACACCACCGCAUAGCACAGUGUCGCUCAGUGAAGAUCACUAUCCUGGGAGAGGAGGGUGUUCCUAUCCAAGUGGACGGAGAGGCCUGGGUACAACCUCCUGGAGUCAUUAAGAUCCAACACAAGAACAGAGCCCAGAUGUUGACCAGGGACAGGGCGUUUGAGAACACUCUGAAGUCGUGGGAGGACAAGCUGAAGUAUGACAAGCUGCCCUUGCGGUCUCACCUUUACUCCCAGCAGUCUGUGGACCUGGCUACUGAGGAGGAGGUGGCCCUCGUACAGCUGGUUGCCCGCGCUGCAGACGAUCUCAUCACCAGGAUCUGUGAGGCAGCCAAGACCAAUGGGCUUUUAGAGCAGGAGCUGGCUCACGCCGUCAACGCCUCAUCACACGCCAUCAACAAGACACACCCCAAGUUAGCCGAGAGUAUGGCCAGGAACACUGCUAUAGAAGUAGCCAGCAAUGUGAAGGCUUUACACAACGAGACUGAAUCCCUUCUGGUGGGACGAGUAUCACUGCAACUGGAACCCUCAGAUGAAGAGUCUUUAUCCAGUGCUCUGCAGAGUGUGGAGAUGGAGCUAGGCAAACUUGUAGAUAUUCCCUGGUUAUACCAUAUACUGCAGCCUAAUGAAGAUGAGGACCCCUCGUUAGAGUAUGGCAAGAGCAACAGUCGUAGCAGCAUGUUCAGAAUUGUGCCAAAGUUCAAGAAAGAGAAAACUACCAAGAAGACCAACCCUCAGUCAGUGGAGCGAUGGGGUACAGAGGAGGUAGGAGUCUGGCUGGAGCAGCUCAGUCUGGGAGAGUACAGAGAUACCUUCACACGCCAUGACAUCAGAGGCUCUGAACUGCUGCACCUGGAGAGGAGGGACCUGAAGGAUCUGGGGAUAUCGAAAGUGGGUCAUAUGAAGAGAAUUCUCCAGGGAACUAAGGACCUGGCCAAGACCGCAAUGGUUGACCUCUAACCCAGAAGUAGUUGGUGGCCAGAGUGGAAGUGCCCUUCCACCACAGAGAAAGAGUUUGGGAGCUCUGCAGGGAGAGCUGAACGCCUGGCAUCUUGGGGUGGAUGGAUGGAUUUGAUCCUUUGAUGGAUUUAAGAAAGCUGUUGGUGAGAAAUUGUCUAACAGGAAUGUUUUCGUGAGGCUGUGUUUGGUGCCAAAAUAGAAGAUGGCAAUCUACAGUUGUUGACAGUUUAAAGAAGGAAGCCAUAGUUUUUCAAAAAAAAAAAGCUAAUUUUCUCUAAUCAUAUUUUCAUUCAUGGCCCAAUCGGGUAUGCAACUGAUCCUCAUUAUAAGAGUUGGUUUGGUCAUCUGGCCUCAUAGAGAAGGCCCAAUCCAAGUAGCAACAAGGUGACUUCCAUGAGUGUGCCCUAACAAUGUGCUGUGAGUGUGUACAGUUCAGCACAGUCACUACAUUACCAUGCAGCUUUGUGAUUGGCUUACUGGCUCUUUCCCUGGCAGUAGAAGGCUACAGACGCAACGCUACAGUCUGCAAUAUCCUGCUUUCGCUGUUUACACCAGAGGAGAUAGGCGACGUCCCAAAUAGCACCCUCUUCCCUAUGUAGGGCACUACUUUUAAGUGGUGCACUAUGUAUGGAAUAGGGUCUAAUUACAGACGUGCCCUGGGAGAAGGAGAUGCAAUGCCACAACCUAAAGCGAGUGAAGAGAGGUCUCUGAAAACAGUGAGACAUAUGUUGCAUGCUAUGCUAGCUUGAUUUGGGAUAUCAAUUUUGAAUUGCAAGAUUAGUGUCUUGGUUCUUUUGUGAAAAAAUGACUUUAGUAUUAUUAUACCAUUUGUUACUACUGAAAGCAUUAUUUUGGUAUGAAUCAACCUUUUUUGUUAAUUAUUUUUAUUUAUGUUUUUGUUUUUGCAUGAUAAUUAUGUGUCAAGGACCUGUGUCAUGUGCCAUAUUUUAUUCAUUUUAUUGUAAAAAUGUGCUUUAUUGGUAAGAGAACAUCAGAAUAUAAGACAAGUUACUAGAUUAACUAUUAGGAGUUAUACUUUGUUUUCUGUUGAAAUGAAAAUCAGUACCAAAGUGAAUGUCCACUAAACUUCCAGACAUAAAUGUUAACUUUGAAAGUAGUGAAAAUAACAUAAUCAUGUUUGGGAUGAAUAUCAGUUCCAUAUAGAGUGUUAGAAAUUGGAUUCUAGAAUUCUGGAAACGUUCAAUAAAUUCCCUGGUUUCCCAGAAAUCUUGGUUGGAGGAUUUGCAUUUCCUGCUUCUUAUCUUCUGAGUCCGGAAAACCUCCAACCGGGAUUUCGGGAAAACCACAGGAUUUAUUUACAUUUCCCGGAAUUUUGCAACCCCAGCUGUAAUCCAACAAUUUCAUAUUUUUAUGGAACGCUUGACAGGGAGUUUUCCAUGUUGCUAUUUGCAAAGUUACAUCCUCAUAUCACUAGAUACAAUUCACCGCAAUCUCUAGCAUUUAAACACUCAAUAUUUCACAGAGUAACACUAUGGUAGUGGGAAUAGGAGUUAAAUGUUGAUUUAAGUAUAAGUUUGAGCAGCUCAUCUGCAACAGGAGAAAGUGCAGAUUUAGUUGCUCAGUUUGACAUGUAAUUGUAAUAGGACACUUUUGUUAGGUUGGUGGCAUUACAGGGUAUACCUAUAUAUGUGAUGCUAAGUAUGCAUAUACAAUAUAUGCACUGAAUAUAUACAAUCUAAAGCAGUGUAUGCAUACACUGUUAGUAGCUUUUGUAGUCAAAUGCCGUUGUAGAUUAUAGCUAACAGCAAACACGUUUUGAUGACCAUGUCUAUUGAUUUGCGCCAUGAACACCAAUUGUGGAUUAUUGAUUUUGUUAAAUAGGAUAAUCUGUCCUGAUUUUGUUAAAUAGGAUAAUCUGUCCUGAUUUUGUUAAAUAGGAUAAUCUGUCCUGAUUUUGUUAAAUAGGAUAAUCUGUCCUGAUUUUGUUAAAUAGGAUAAUCUGUCCUGAUUUUGUUAAAUAGGAUAAUCUGUCCUGAUUUUGUUAAAUAGGAUAAUCUGUCCUGAUUUUGUUAAAUAGGAUAAUCUGUCCUGAUUUUGUUAAAUAGGAUAAUCUGUCCUGAUUUUGUUUAAUGCUGUUGUAUUCUAACGGAGGUGCAAUAUUAUAUUGGUUUUGGUCGUCUUUCUGACGUGAUGUUUUGCUGUGGGGAAAACCCAAAGGGUUAACCGACCGACUUUUAAACUAAAUAGCGUUUCUUACUAAUUUCAUUUUCAUUCAAAAUUCUUCCAACAGCUCACUGGUUUUUAGUCUUGUUCCCCUGUGCUUCCAGGAUGAUUCUCAAAGCAGGUUGCAGGAAAUAAUAGACCGUGUUACUGACUAUGUGAGACUGUUGAACGGGCAGACCUGACUGUUGUUCUGUGCUUUAUGUAUCUAAGAACCCUUGUAUGUCCAUUUACGUCAGCUAAAUACUUAGCAUCAACUGUAUGUUUAUCAUUGAUCAGCCAAGUUAUAUUAUCAAUGAUCCUAUAUCAUCAAGCCUUCUUUUUUAUAAUUUUUUACCUCAACAAAACUGUUCGAAUCAGGAUUGUGGCUUGCUUAAUUUCAUAGUCCUCAUGUACCAUAAUAUUUAUUAACAAAUGGAAAUAGGAAGUUAUACCAUGUUUGCAUGAUAAUUACAUUUAGGUUUAUUUGGGAUUAAGAAAGAAAUUAAUCCGUACUAGUUAGUUACCAAUUGUGUUCACUUAUUUGGAGUAAGCACCAGAAAGUAGCAUGUAUCUUUUACUCCAUAAUUUUGCAGUAUAUAAAGGACUGUAAAAUAAAGCAUUACCACCCACCUCUCUUUUGGUGGCCUAUCAAGAGAAUUCACAUUAUCAAGAAGAAUAUAAUUGUUGCUUAUGCUCACAAUCAAGUAUAAAAAAAAUGUAAACAUGAAACCCAAAACACAAGGAUUUUUAAUCCCCUAAAACAUUAACCUCUUUUUGGCGAAAGAAGUUAGAUUUUAGAAUUAUGCCAAGAGCAUCUAAAUCAUACCUUAGUAAAUGGUCUAGACAAAAAAAGGCUUUUAUUGCAAGUAUGAUUGUUAUGAAGAAACAAAACAUAGCCACAAGCUAGCUAGGUUCCUAACCAAAGACAUGAAUGAAACAUUCUGAACAUUCAGUCUUUUUUGAAAUUCUAAGUAUCCAAGCCACAGUUCUUGAUCAUCAUUUAUGUGUCUUGUUGUCUUUAGAGCCCCGUUUCCACUGGCACUUAACAUUAGGGCCCAGUUUGGUUCCAAAUUCGAGCUGGCUCAAAUGGAAUUCUUAAAUUCGAGCUGGCUCAAAUGUAGCAACAUUAGCGAAGCCAGCUGCAGUCACAUAUUGGCUACCUAGCAGCGUGACAUAAUUUCAUAUUUCUUGGCCAGCCCAACCUGGGUUGACUUUAAAGUGCCAAUGGAAACAAUGCUUACGUGGCUUAGGUAUGGGCUGGUUUCACAGACAUAGACAGAUGGAUUUUAAGUUCUAGCUGUUGUUCUCAGAGUAGUUUGACCUUGGAAUACAUAGUUCUGUAUUUAUAUUAAAACCACAUUUUCAGUAGUCUGAAUUCAAGUGCAAUCUAUGUAGUUUAUGUCUGCACAGCUGCAGGAAGUAGGAGUGCUGAGGGUGCUGCAGCACCGUGUGAAAAAUUCAAAGUUAAAAAAAAAUAUAUAUAUAUAUAUAUGUAUUUUUUUCUCCACAAAAGUAGUGCACUAGGCCCUUAGUACUCCUGUAUUAGUGGACCGAUCUAGCCGUCUGUAACGCGGCCCAACAUUUUUUUUGCAGCAUCGCCGCAGCACCCCCACCCCCAAACUACUUCCUGCGGCUAUGUACUGUGUGUCUGUGUUUCAAGCUCUGUGUGAUUUAAUCUGAGCUGAGGUUCCUCACGGCAGGUCACACUCACGGCUUCAGUUCCCAGGCUGUAUGUGUGUGUUGUCUAUCUCUGUGUGUCUGUCUGAAGGGUGUCUGUCUGUCUGAAGGGUGUCUGCCUGGUUCUGUAUGAGAGUGCUGUCUGUCUCUGUGUGUCUGUCUGAAGGGUGUCUGUUUGUCUCUGUGUGUGUGUCUGUCUGUCUGAAGGGUGUUUGGCUGAUUCUGUAUGAGUGUGCUGGACCCCAGACUACAGAGAGAGAGCUUGAGUUCUCCAAUUUAGGUAGAGGUUUCCCAUGGGCACAGAUCUUAGCUCACCUUACCUCCCCCAAUCCUAACCAUAACCAUUAGGGUGGGGGAAACGCAAAACUGAUCUUAGAUCAGCAUCCAUGGGCAACAUCAUCCAUCACCAUGUUUUCCAAUGGUAUGUAUAUAUAAUGCUGAAAACUGCCUGGUUUUCAUAAACCAACCAAACCCUAUGUGAGGACUCUUAAGAUGGGGUAACCCGAUAGUCUUUAACAUGGUUAAUAACAUGGUGGAAGAGAAGUGAGAUUCAUUUGUUUACAUUGUUUACAAUGGCACAGUUUUACUUGCUAAGGAUAAAAAAUAUAUAAACUCAGCAAAAAAGGAAACAUCCUCUCACUGUCAACUGCGUUUAUUUUCAGCAAAUUUUCAGCAAAUUUAACAUGUGUAAAUAUUUGUAUGAACAUAACAAAAUUCCACAACUGAGACAUAAACUGAACUGAAGUUCCACAGACAUGUGACUAACAGAAAUUGAAUAAUGUGUCCCUGAAAAAAGGGGGGGGGUCAAAAUUAGAACUCAAAUGUAACAGUCAGUAUCUGGUGUGGCCACCAGCUGCAUUAAGUACUGCAGUGCAUCUCCUCCUCAUGGACUGCACCAUAUUUGCCAGUUCUUGCUAUGAGAUCUUACCCCACUCUUCCAACAAGGCAACUGCAAGUUCCCGGACAUUUCCUGGGAGAAUGGCCCUAGCCCUCACCCUCCGAUCCAACAGGUCCCAGAAGUGCUCAAUGGGUUUGCGAUCCGAGCUCUUCGCUGGCUAUGGCAGAAUACUGACAUUCCUGUCUUGCAGGAAAUCACACACAGAACGAGCAGUAUGGCUGGUGGCAUUGUCAUGUUGGAGGGUCAUGUCAGGAUGAUGUCUUCCCUGUAACGCACAGUAUUGAGAUUGCUUGCAAUGACAACAAGCUCAGUCCGAUGAUGCUGUGGCACACGCUCCGGACCAUGGCAGACCCUCCACCUCCAAAUCGAUCCUGCUUUGGUGUAAUGCUCAUUCCUUCGACGAUAAACUCAAAUCUGACCAUCGCCCCUAGUGAGACAAAACAGCAACUUGUCAGUGAAGAGCACUCUUUGCCAGUCCUAUCUGGUCCAUCGAUGGUGGGUUUGUGCCCAUAGGCGACAUUGUUGCCAGUGAUGUCUGGUGAGGACCUGCCUUACAACAGGCCUACAAGCCCUCAGUCCAGCCUCUCUCAGCCUAUUGCAGACAGUCUGAGCACUGAUGGGGGGAUUGUGCAUUUCUGGUGUAACUCGGGCAGUUGUUGUUGCCAUCCUGUUCCUGUUCCGCAGGUUUGAUGUUCAGAUGUACCAAUCUUGUGCAGGUGUUGUUACAUGUGGUCUGCCACUGCAAGGAUGAUCAGCUGUCCGUCCUGUCUCCCUGUAGCACUGUCUUAGGCGUCUCACAGUACGGACAUUACAAUUCAUUGCCCUGGCCACAUCUUCAGUCCUCAUGCCUCCUUGCAGCAUGCCUAAGGCACGUUCACGCAGUUGAACAGGAACCUUGGGCAUCUUUCUUUUGGUGUUUUUCAGAGUCAGUAGAAAGGCCUCUUUAGUGUCCUAAGUUUUCAUAACUGUGACCUUAAUUGCCUACCGUCUGUAAGCUGUUAGUGUCUUAACGACCGUGUUCAUUCAUUGUUUGUGGUUAAUCGAACAAGCAUGGGAAACAGUGUUUAAACACUUUACAAUGAAGAUCUGUAAAGUUAUUUGGAUUAUUACGAAUUAUCUUUGAAAGACAGGGUCCUGAAAAAGGGACAUUUCUUUUUUUGCUGAGUUUAUGUAAACAAAACGUGCAUAUUUAUUGCCUAAGGUUAAACAACAUGAUGAUGUAACUAUGUUUUCUUCUUUGGAAGAUAAUGUUACAGUUUAUCACUUGUGUUACUAUCUGGAUGCUUUUGGUAGAGCAGUUUUAUGACUACCAAGCAGUGGAGGCUGGUCGGAGGAGCUAUAGGAGGACGGGCUAAUUGUAGUGUCUGGAAUGGAAUAAAAGGAACAGAAUCAAACGUGGUUUACGUAUGUUUGAUGUGUUUAAUGCCAUUCCAGCCAUUACAAUGUGCCUGUCCUCCUAUAGAUCGUCCCACCAGCCUCCACUGCUACCAAGUGACUGUUUUUUGUGCUUUUUUUAUGGUUACAAUGCAUGGUUAGCUAUUUAUUACAAUAUGGAAGUCGCUGAGAUGUGUAUUUUUGUAUUCAGAUUAAAUAAAUGGUUCAAAUUUGUUGUA
This is a messenger RNA of Oncorhynchus nerka (sockeye salmon), 10341 nucleotides long. RefSeq names its product diacylglycerol kinase eta-like. NCBI's taxonomy places the organism in Eukaryota, Metazoa, Chordata, Actinopteri, Salmoniformes, Salmonidae. The transcript has 29 exons. The coding region runs from base 121 to 3990 and encodes 1289 amino acids. Gene Ontology annotation, molecular function: ATP-dependent diacylglycerol kinase activity; protein binding. Gene Ontology annotation, biological process: intracellular signal transduction; lipid phosphorylation; diacylglycerol metabolic process. The record is from RefSeq and is a predicted model, not a curated record.